This is a messenger RNA of Nicotiana attenuata, 6929 nucleotides long. RefSeq names its product E3 ubiquitin-protein ligase PRT6-like. The record is from RefSeq and is a predicted model, not a curated record. Lineage: Eukaryota; Viridiplantae; Streptophyta; Magnoliopsida; Solanales; Solanaceae. Gene Ontology annotation, cellular component: ubiquitin ligase complex; cytoplasm. Gene Ontology annotation, biological process: ubiquitin-dependent protein catabolic process via the N-end rule pathway; protein ubiquitination. The transcript has 19 exons. Bases 330 to 6446 code for a protein of 2038 amino acids. Gene Ontology annotation, molecular function: ubiquitin protein ligase activity; zinc ion binding.
CCUUUCAUUUUCUAAGACGAAUUUCCAAAGGCUAAAGUCAAAUAGUACUGCACAUACGCAAUUAGGCUUUAUCCCAAAAAAAUUAAAAAGAGUACUAUUGCAGAUCGUUCCAGAGCGAUGACACUGUUGUUAAAAUUUCCCAAUUUUACAAAUUAAAGUUCAGUGCUUUGAACUCUAAUUUAAGGAUCUGACGCUCUAUAUUUAGCUAGGUUUCAAUAUAUUUGUAAUUUGAUAGUACAACUAUUAAGUAUAACUGACAGUGGUGUUUAGCCCUGGGGAGUCGAAAUUGUGGAAUUGUGAAUUGUAAUUGCACCGAUUGGAUUAGGUCAAUGUUCCGAAUGGAGAUUGACUCAUCGCCCGAGUCAAAUACGCUCACUUUUCGGGACCGUAUUCUUCAGAGGCUUGACAGUCUUGGAGUUCCUGCAGAGAAUUUGGAACAACUAGAGCCUGGUUUAGUUGCUUAUGUGAAGAGUAAUAAGUCUCAAAUGGGAGAGUUGGUCUCUGCACUUUUGCCUACUAAUGAGGAGGCAAUGGAGGUUAUUACAGAACAGCAAAUAGAGUCUCCAAAAUCCACGGGCAGCUCAAGCAUUAAUGUUAAAGAUUUAUUCGGAGAAAGUAUGAAUUGGUUACAGUGGUUGAUGUUUGACGGCGAACCAAGUAGAGCGCUGGAGCAACUGGCAGACACUGGUCAGCGUGGUGUUUGUGGGGCCGUUUGGGGUAACAAUGACAUUGCAUAUCGUUGCCGUACAUGUGAGCAUGAUCCAACAUGUGCAAUUUGUGUUCCAUGUUUCCAGAAUGGGAACCACAAGGACCACGAUUAUUCUAUCAUUUAUACAGGUGGGGGUUGCUGCGAUUGUGGUGAUGUUACUGCUUGGAAACGUGAAGGGUUCUGUUCCAAGCAUAAAGGUGCUGAGCAGAUACAACCUCUUCCAGAGGAGUUUGCAAACUCAUUGGGGCCUGUACUUGAUUUAUUACUGUCUUCUUGGAGAAAUAGGCUCCUAUUUCCAGAAAGCGUCUCUGAGCAAAACCCAAGAGAAAAUGAUCAUACUACUGAGCUCAAAACGGUUACAGAUGAGUUGACAUCUGCAGUGGUGGAGAUGCUAUUGAAGUUCUGUAAGCAUAGUGAAAGUUUGCUUAGUUUUAUCUCUAGGAGAGUAUCUUCUUCAGCAGGGUUACUAGAUAUUCUGGUGAGGGCAGAGAGGUUCAUGGUCACUGAAGAAAAUGUCAAGAAGAUUCAUGAAUUGCUAUUGAAAUUAUUGGCCGAACCUCAAUUUAAAUAUGAAUUUGCAAAAGUAUUUAUGAGCUAUUAUCCAACUGUUGUGAAUGAGGCAAUAAGGGAAUGUAAUGAUACGGUUUUCAACAAAUAUCCUCUACUAUCAACAUUCUCUGUGCAGAUAUUUACGGUGCCUACUUUGACCCCACGCCUUGUGAAGGAAAUGAAUCUUUUGCCCAUGCUGUUGGGAUGUUUAGGGGACAUACUUGUGUCUUGCGCCGGAGAAGAUGGUAAAUUGCAGGUCAUGAAAUGGGCAAAUUUGUAUGAAACUACUCUCCGUGUGGUUGAAGAUAUUCGAUUUGUCAUGAGCCAUUCUGCUGUACCCAGAUAUGUGACUCGUGAUCGAAGAGAUAUAUUGAGAACAUGGAUGAAACUACUGGCUUUUGUGCAAGGAAUGAACCCACAAAAAAGAGAAACUGGUGUUCAUGUAGAAGAAGAGGAUGAGAAUAUGCAUUUGCCUUUUGUUUUGGGUCAUUCUAUUGCAAAUAUUCAUUCUCUUUUGGCGGGUGGUGCUUUCUCUAUGAGUAGUGCAGAAGAUGCUGAUGAUACUUUCUCCAAUACACACACAGAAGAUUUUGAAGACCAAGAUAGCCAAAGACAUGCAAAAGUGGGAAGGCUAUCACAGGAAAGUUCUGUAUGCAGUAUGACUGGAAGGAGUCCACUAGAACAUGCAUCCAGGGCCCCUGAAGUAAAAUCUGAUAGUUUUCCAGUAUCAUCAUCUGUUUUAUGUUUAACAUUCGAGUGCAUAAAGGCCAUUGAAAAUUGGCUGGUAGUCGAUAACUCUUUGGGACCUCUCCUUCAGAUAUUAUGUCCAAAAACAAGUUCUACUCCUGGCAAUAAUUUCUCCGUGUUUAAAAAGACACUUUCAAAGUUUAGAAGAGGCAGAGAAAUCCUCAAGUCACAGAAUCCUCCUUCAAAUGGCGUUAGACUCUCGACUUCUGCUGAAGGUUCUAAUAAAGAAUAUUCUUAUCCUUCCUGGAAUGGUGGCACUACCUUGGAUUCUGGCCAAAGUUCCGGCCGAGAAGCAGCUUGCCUUGGUGGUCAUGAUGCCGGUAUGCUGGAAGGAGAUCAUGCAUCUGAAUUAGAAGCUCUCCGGUUGCUGAGUUUGUCUGAUUGGCCUGAUAUAGUAUAUAAAGUUAGUUUGCAGGAUAUAUCUGUUCACAUUCCAUUGCACCGAUUACUUUCGAUGGUUUUACAGAAGGCACUAGGAAAAUGUUAUGGGGAGACUGCACAACCAGCUUCUAUCCCUUGUGAUUUUUUUGGAUAUAUUCUGGGAGGCUACCACCCACAUGGGUUUUCUGCCUUCAUUAUGGAACACACUCUUCGGAUUAGGGUGUUUUGUGCUCAGGUUCAUGCUGGAAUGUGGCGUAAGAAUGGUGAUGCGGCCAUAUUAUCCUGUGAGUGCUAUCGCUCUGUUCGCUGGUCUGAGCAGGGUCUGGAACUUGACCUCUUUCUGCUUCAAUGCUGUGCUGCACUAGCCCCUGCUGAUCUAUUUAUUAAUAGAAUCUUAGAACGUUUUGAGCUAUCAAAUUACUUAUCCUUCAAUCUUGAACGCCCUAGUGAGUAUGAACCGGCUUUAGUUCAAGAGAUGCUUACUCUAAUUAUUCAAAUAGUGAAAGAACGACGGUUUUGUGGGCUAACCUCGAGUGGGUGUUUGCAAAGAGAGUUGGUGUAUAGACUAUCAAUUGGUGAUGCCACUCAUAGUCAGUUGGUGAAGUCUCUUCCUCGUGACCUCUCCAAGAUUGAUAAAUUUCAGGAAGUUUUGGACAGAAUAGCGAUGUAUUCAAAUCCCUCUGGCAUGAAUCAGGGUAUGUACAAACUGCGGUUAGCCUAUUGGAAGGAACUGGAUCUGUACCAUCCUCGUUGGAGUUCAAGGGACUUGCAAGUAGCUGAAGAAAGAUAUAUGCGUUUCUGUAAUGCAUCAGCUUUGACCACUCAGCUUCCAGGAUGGAGCAUGAUUUAUCAACCUCUUAGUCGAAUAGCUGAAGUAGCUACCUGUAGGACGAUCCUCCAAAUUAUCCGCACAGUUGUAUCUUAUGCUGCUUUUUCUGAUAAAUCAAAUGCUUCACGUGCUCCAGAUGGUGUUCUGUUAACAUCACUGCAUUUGCUGUCGCUAGCAUUGGAUAUUUGUUAUGCACAUAGGGAAUCUGGUGAACGUUCUUGCUUUGAGGGUGAUGUUGUUCCUAUUUUAGCACUAGCUUGUGAAGAAAUAUCAGUGGGUAGAUUUGGUGAUCAGAGCUUGCUGUCUCUACUUGUUUUCUUAAUGAGGAAACAUAAGAAAGUAAAUGACUUUGUGGAAGCUGGAAUGUUUAAUCUGUCAUCAUUGAUUGAAAGUCUCCUGAAGAAAUUUGCUGAACUACAACCCGAAUGCAUGGACAAACUGCAAGACCUUGCUCCGGAAGUGGUCAAUCAAUUAUCUCGAUCCUUUCCAAGUGAUGAUACUAAUAGCUUCAGAUCAUUUUCAGACAGUGAUAAGCGUAAGGCUAAAGCUCGAGAGAGACAAGCUGCUAUACUGGAGAAGAUGAGGGCCCAACAAUCCAAGUUCUUAGCAAGCAUUGAUACCACAGCAGAUGCUGCUGCAGAUGAUUCUAAACGUGGUAAAGAGUUAUGCAAUUCGGAUGAUAGACCUAGAUCUGAAGAGGCUACUCCUGUGAUUUGCUCUCUUUGCCAUGACCCAAAUUCUAAAAGCCCUGUAUCUUACCUAGUUCUUCUUCAGAAAUCCAGGCUUCUCAGUUUCACCAACAAAGGUCCUCCUUCAUGGGAACAAACUCGCCGCUCUGGGAAAGAGCCCAUGUCUUGUGCCAAAAAAAUGAAAGACAUUUUAUCUGAAAGGAGCAAUCUCUCAAGAAGUUCAGAAAUUAUUUCAUCGACUUGGUUAAUGCAAUUAAUCCAAAAUGAAGUAAAUGAGCUUGCUUUAGAAGGACAACCUAAUGAAGUGGAAGCAUUUGUGGAAUAUAUCAAGGCAAAAUUCCCCUCAAUGAAGAACAUUCAACCUCCUUGUGUAUCAAGCAUUGUAAAGAAAAAGACAGUCUCUUCCUUUGAGAUGCUAGAAGAACACAUGUACUCGUUGAUUCGGGAAGAAAUGGAUGUUAACUCAUGGAACUGGGAUCCUUUGAAAAAUGAUAAGAAGCUCUCAGCAUUGGGUGGUAGUAGGCGUGCUGCGUCACUUUUGCUUGGAAGAUACAUUUCUGCUCUUUCAAGAGAACAUAGUCCUUCUGGGUCGGUGAAUAGCCACAAAGCACAACUUGAGUCAAGUAUGGUGCGUCCAGCAUAUGAUGGAUUUGGUCCGUCAGAUUGUGACGGGGUAUAUCUUUCAUCCUGUGGUCAUGCGGUGCAUCAGGGAUGUCUUGACCGCUAUUUAUCUUCGCUAAAGGAAAGGUAUACCAGAAGACUAGUUAUCGAAGGAGGUCAUAUUGUAAACCCGGAUCAGGGGGAGUUCCUCUGUCCUGUAUGCCGUGGACUUGCCAACUCAGUGCUGCCAGCAUUACCUGGAGACACUAAAAGGUCGACACAGUCUGUUUCAACUGGUCCAUCAGAUGCUGUAGGCCUUUCAGCACUUCGUUUUCAAGAAGCUUUAUUUCUCCUGCAAAGCGCAGCUGAUGUUGCUGGAAGUAAAGAGAUUCUACACAGUUUUCCACUUCAGCAAUUUGGGCAGAUGAGAAUAAAUCUUGAAUCUGUGGUUGGGGUAUUAUGUGAAAUGUAUUUCCCAGACAAGGAUAAGAUUUCAGAAUCUGGUAGGCUUAGUCAUUCUCUGAUCUUGUUUGACAUACUCAAGUACUCGCUUGUAUCAACAGAAAUUGCUGCUCGAUCUGUGAAGACUUCUUUAGCUCCAAACUACAGCCUUGAUGCCCUAUACAAAGAACUCAAAGCUUCAAACUGUUUUAUAUUAGCCUUGUUACUAAGUAUUGUACAAAGCACACGGACAAAGAAUUCACUUACUGUCCUGUUGAGGUUAAGAGGUAUUCAGUUGUUUGCAGAGUCUAUAUGCUCAGGCACUUCUGCAGAUGAGCCUCCAGACGGUCCAUCUGUUGGAGGUAAUAUGCAAGACAUUUUGGAAUAUUCUGAAACAGAAUUACAGUACCCCGAUAUUCAGUUCUGGAAACGAGCUUCUGAUCCAGUUCUUGCACAUGAUGCUUUUUCAUCAUUAAUGUGGGUGUUAUAUUGCCUUCCGAGCCCAUUUCUGUCGUGCGAGGAAUCAUUCUUGUCUCUUGUUCAUCUUUUCUAUGUUGUCACUAUCACUCAGAUUAUAAUUACCUAUUGCAGAAAGCGGCAAACUAGUUUGACCGAGUCAGGAGGCAGUGAUUCUCUGGUUACUGACGUCUACAGAAUAAUGGAGGAAUAUGGAGUUGCUUAUAAAUAUUUUGAUUCUAAUCAUAUUGAAACUUGUGACAUCAAAGAUGCAAUUCGUAGCCAGAGUUUUCCUUAUUUAAGAAGAUGUGCAUUAUUGUGGAAACUGAUUCGUUCUUCUAUAUCAGAACCAUUUAGUGACGGGAAUAACGUAUUAGAUGGAUUACCAUAUUCCAUGGCUGAAACAAUGGAAUGUGGUGAAAAAAUUGCAGAUGAGUUCACUGAGAUUGAAAAAUUGGAAAAGUUAUUUAAGAUUCCCCAACUUGAUGAUGUUAUUAAUGAUAACAUAAUACGUUUUGUGGUUCCAAGAUGGUUGCAUCGUUUCUCCAAGCAGUUUGACGCUCAUAGUCUAAAGAGUGUUUUGUAUUCUACCCCUGCUGUCCCAUUUAAGCUGAUGCUUUUGCCUCAUCUUUACCAGGACCUCUUACAGAGGUAUAUUAAACAGCACUGUCCAGACUGUGGAGUUGUACAGGAGGAGCCUGCAUUGUGCUUGCUGUGUGGUAAACUGUGCUCUCCGAAUUGGAAGUCAUGUUGCGGGGAAAGUGGGUGCCAAACACAUGCAAUGGUUUGUGGAGCGGGUACUGGGGUGUUCUUAUUAGUCAGAAAAACCACAAUAUUGCUUCAAAAAUCCGCUCAUCAGGCAUUAUGGCCUUCCCCAUACUUGGACGCAUUUGGUGAAGAGGAUAGCGAAAUGCAUCGUGGGAAGCCAUUGUAUCUAAAUGAGGAACGCUAUGCUGCCUUAACUCAUAUGGUGGCUUCUCAUGGACUGGAUCGUAGUUCAAAGGUGCUUCGUCAGACGAAUAUUGGCACUUUUUUCAUGCUUUAGUUCGACUGUUUCGUAAGGUCUGGUUAACUAGGUCCCAGGAAUUAGUCAAAGAUGGUAAAAAGUUAUCAGCUGUCUGGUUCUGAGUUUUGGCUCAGACACAGCAUGUCCAAUGUUCUGCGGUCUGCUACUGUCUAAUAUACAGAUUAUCGAGAUAAAUAGGCUUGACAUCUGCGGCAGAGAAGUAGGAUUUGCUUUUACCGGAAAGGGAUGGUUUGUAGCCCAUGAAAGUGACUUUGGUGGAGCGGCUGAUUAUCACACAUUGCUGUACAGAGAUUGUAAAUAUAUGUCGUGUUCUAUUGUUGUUUUGAUCCAUUGAACUGGUUUCCUAAAGGUGUAAAUUAUAGUCUAAGUAGGUAUAUGGAUUAUUAAUAUGAUAUCCUUCCCCCUCCUCGCCAACCCCCUUCUGACUACUGUGAAAAUGUAGAUUCAGACGUAAUUAACAAUAUGUUGAAAAGCGAUGAUAGGUUUUGAGUUUUUCUUUGA